Messenger RNA from Akanthomyces muscarius, 609 nucleotides. RefSeq lists its product as uncharacterized. Bases 1 to 609 code for a protein of 202 amino acids. The transcript has a single exon. The record is from RefSeq and is a predicted model, not a curated record. NCBI's taxonomy places the organism in Eukaryota, Fungi, Ascomycota, Sordariomycetes, Hypocreales, Cordycipitaceae.
AUGUCUGCACCGCGCCAGUUCAAAAUCAACCGCGGCCGCUUCAGCCGGCACUACACGGUGCUCGACCCCGACGGCAAGCCGCUCUACUACGUCGACCAGUCCGUCUUCACGAGGAGCAAGGCCAACCUGACCCUGCACGCCGGCGGCGACGCGUCCGGCGCCGUCGUCGCCGUCGCGCACCUGCCGCGCUUUUCCUUUGACGCCAAGAUCGGCCUCGGCGACCCCAGCUCGCCCGCCAUUGUCUGGGAGGAGCUGAGCCGCGAGUCGCGGGACGCGUCCGCGCACGAGUGGUCCCUGGCGCUGCCCGCCGGCGCAAGCGCCAACGGCGGGAGAAAGACGUUUGUGUGGAAGCGCACGCACAAGGUCAGCGCCGACGGCAUGGAGUCGUCGGCGCUGAAGAUGCGCGACCUCAAGCUCGUCGAGGUCGCGACGGACGAGGUCGUGGGCGUGUUUACGGGCACGCGCGGGUGGUCCUCGUGCGGCGUCUUGCAGAUCAACGUAGGGUACGGGCAGGAGUUUGACAUCAUGGCCACCGCGACAAUGCUGGCAAUCUAUGAAAAGGCAAGGAGGAGAAGAGCGGCGGUCGCGGCGGGCGGUGCCUCGAGCUAG